AUGGUUGCGAAGGACUUUAUAGAUCUGUUCAGCAAACUAAGUUAUGCCAAUCGUGUGGCCGUCGAAGAUUUUGCGGAUCAACUCAACUUAUUCACGGUCAUCUUGUUUCUGAUCGCAUGUAUUGUGGUCUCGGCGAAGCAGUACUUUUUGAAUUCAAUUUCUUGUUACAUUGCGGUUAAACCCACGGGAGACAAUUACAACAAUUACCUGACCGACUUCUGCUGGGUUCAUGGUACCAUUCCGCUCCGCGCCAAUGAGCCAAUGCCGCAGACCCCAGAAAUGUGGGACGAGUAUGACAAAAUUCGUCGAAUCAGUAAUAGCUCAAGUGGAGGGUUUGAAGAAGUGUUAGGGGUGUGUGCAGUGCGGUACACCGCUUUGCUACUAGGAGAACGGACUAUGGUUGCGGAUGAAUUUUUGGGUUUUUUCGGAACCGUUCUAACUCCCAAUGUGUUGGGCGCGGAAGAUUUUGCAGAUCGUUUAAACUUGUUCACCGUGGUUCUGUUCUUGUUGGCUGGUGCGGUGGUCACAGUGAAACAGUAUGUGCUUCAAUCCAUAUCAUGCUACGUUUCCGUGUCCCCGACUGGGGCAAAUUUCGAAGAGUUCCUUACCUCCUAUUGUUGGGUGCAUGGAACUAUUCCAUUAGGUGUCAAAGAGGAAAUGCCUAAUACUGACGAGGAAUGGGAUCGUUAUGAUAGAUAUCGUCGAAUUUUAAUACUUCUGUUCCUUGUGCUCGAUCACAAUGGUUGCCAAAGAUUUCAUCGACUUNCGGUCGAGGAUUUCGCGGAUCAGUUGAAUUUGUUCACUGUGGUCUUGUUCCUGAUCGCGUGCAUCAUUGUGACCGCAAAACAGUACUUUCUUAACUCGAUUUCUUGCUAUAUCCCGGUCAAACCGACCGGGGAUAAUUACAACAAUUAUCUGACCGAUUUUUGUUGGGUCCAUGGAACGAUACCGUUACGUGCGGACGAGCCGAUGCCUCAAACCGAGGCGGAAUGGGAUAUGUACGAUCGAAUUCGUCGUAUAAGUGAGUUCUUUUGUGGCAGUAUUUUAUCGAUGAAUAACGAGUUCUAUAACGUCCUGGUUGUUCUCAUCAUGGCUGCAAAUGAAUUCAUCGGUUUAUAUGACAAAAUCUCGCUUACAAAUCGUGUUGGUAUUGAAGAUUUUUCUGAUCGUUUGAACCUAUUCACCGUGAUUCUCUUCUGUGUUGCUGCAAUUGUGGUCGGAACCAAACAAUAUGUGUUCAGUUCGCUUAGCUGUUACAUUCCGGUUUCCCCAUCCGGGGAGCAGUAUAAAGAUUAUCUGAACGACUAUUGUUGGGUACAUGGGACCAUACCGUUGAAAGCAAAUGAACCACUGCCCGAUAACGAACAAUUGUGGAAUGAAUAUGAUCGAUUUCGCCGGAUAAGUGAUUGGAGUCAGCGUGAGACAUUGGAGGAUUUUUCUGACCGCCUGAAUUUGUUCACCGUUGUGCUAUUCUCUCUGGCGUGUUUCAUUGUCGGUGCAAAGCAGUAUGUGUUGAAUGCCAUAUCUUGUUACAUUCCUGUCGGGCCGUCUGGAGAUUUUAAAGACUAUGUCAAUAAUUAUUGUUGGGUUCAUGGAACUAUCCCAUUACGUCCAGAUGAGCGAAUGCCAAGCACCGAAAAGGAUUGGAUGAUUUUGUUCCGCCCGGUCCGAAUGGUGGCUACCGAAUUUUUUGAUCAAUGGCAGUCCAUAUGCAUUCCGAAUUUUUCGACCGCCGAAGACUUCGCGGACAGAUUGCAUUUGUUCACUGUUGUCCUGUUCAUGCUGGCGACCAUUAUUGUGUCGGUCAAACAAUACGUGCUGAAUUCCCUUUCAUGCUACAUUCCGGUCGCACCCAGUGGGGAAACAUUUAACGAUUUUUUGAAUUCAUACUGUUGGGUACAUGGAACAAUUCCGCUUCGGGCGGACGAACCACUUCCGGAUACGGAGGAACGUUGGAAUGACUAUGAGAUGUAUCGUCGUGUAAGUAAUGGGGAGUGUAAUUUGCCUUUGAGUCCCUCUCCGUCCGCGGUUCAACAUCUUUCUCAUUCCGUCUAUUUUCUGCUUCAUCCUCCCUCGAUUAUAGCCUACUAUCAAUGGGUCCCGUUUGUUCUCGGAUUACAAUGCAUAUUUUUCUAUAUACCACACAUUGCCUGGCAAGCGUUGUGUGCACAUCGGUCUGGUGGUGAUUUGUUCGCCCUGGUCAAAGCCGCAGCCGAUGCUGCAACCACGGAACGUGGAACUCGCGAGAAACAAGUAAAGCGAGUGGCCGAAUUUUUGGAAGAUAUGAUUGGUGGACAUCAGGAUUGCCGUAAGGGACGACGAAGUGCCUUGACGCGCCGUGCGUACGAUAUGUGCGGGAUUUGCGUUGUUAGCAAACGACUUGGCACGUGUCUUGUGUUCUCGUAUUUGGCGGUUAAGCUGAUCACGAUUAUCAAUGCCAUUAUGCAGGUUUACCUCAUUCAACGAUUCCUUGGAUUUCACGCGGACGGCAGUGUCGGACAGCGCAGCCUGGAGUUGGGAAAGCCUUUCGAUCCGAAUUCAGGUGUGUUGUUCGAAAUUUGA
This is a messenger RNA of Echinostoma caproni, 2562 nucleotides long. The record is from the annotation of a GenBank genome assembly. NCBI's taxonomy places the organism in Eukaryota, Metazoa, Platyhelminthes, Trematoda, Plagiorchiida, Echinostomatidae.